CGGCUACGAGACAGCAUAACCAGGAGACAAAUGGAGAAGCAAAAAAAAGACAAAAGUGCAGAUUUGGAAAUUACAGUACCCAUUCGACAUUCUCAUAAUACUUUGGGGAAACCAGAAUGUGGAAUAUAUGAAUACGCCCCUAGGAAAAACAUUUUCCCACCAAAAAAGGAGUUAAAGCGAGGAGACUGGAAAACAGAAAGCACAUCCAGCACUACAAGCAGUGCAAGUAACCGCUCCAGCACUCGGAGCACACUGAGUGUCAGCAGUGGGAUGGAAGGGGACAGUGAGGACAAUGAAGUCCAAGAUACAACUAGAAGCCGCAGCCCAGUUGCCCACCAAGCAGAGAGGCUGCCUUUCCCAGAAAGGCCUCCCAGAGUGCCUCCUCGAGGUGCAAGCAGACCUGUAAGCUGUGAAGCCUUUUAUCCUCCACCUGUGCCCCCAAGAGGUCGCUGAAUCUCUGAACAUCUGUGGAACAUGAGAUUUUUCUGUUUGUAUGUGUGU
This is a messenger RNA of Mesitornis unicolor (brown roatelo), 501 nucleotides long. RefSeq names its product phosphoinositide 3-kinase adapter protein 1-like. The coding region runs from base 31 to 453 and encodes 140 amino acids. The transcript is spliced from 5 exons. Gene Ontology annotation, cellular component: cytosol. The record is from RefSeq and is a predicted model, not a curated record. Lineage: Eukaryota; Metazoa; Chordata; Aves; Mesitornithiformes; Mesitornithidae. Gene Ontology annotation, molecular function: phosphatidylinositol 3-kinase regulatory subunit binding; signaling receptor binding.